Acanthochromis polyacanthus (spiny chromis) is the source of this 2379-nucleotide messenger RNA. RefSeq names its product zinc finger protein OZF-like. Bases 478 to 2061 code for a protein of 527 amino acids. The transcript is spliced from 4 exons. The record is from RefSeq and is a predicted model, not a curated record. NCBI's taxonomy places the organism in Eukaryota, Metazoa, Chordata, Actinopteri, Pomacentridae.
UCAUCAAAUACAAUCAUUUUCAUAACAAGCUGCUGUGGAGGCAAAACCUUUUUGUUCUUUGCAAUAAAUCUUUUGUUCUUUUAUUCAGAGCUCUGAAGGUACAGGUGACACAGAGUGCAAAGCAGUCUAUGUGUCAAGUCAAACUGGAAGGAGCUGAAAACUCAAAGGAGAAGCAUUUACGCACAGGUCCUACACUCAGCUGGGGCGGAAACAAUCUGCGGCUGCAGGUUUGCCACCGGCGGCAAAAAAGGGGACACACACAGCACUGAGGAGGAACUGAGAAUGAAUGACCGCGUUCAAACAAAGUGGCCAUGAGUUUCUGUUGGGAAAGCAUCAAGAUCUGCGGCAAACUGUGCAGGAUUGCCUUCAUCUCCAAAAUCCGGGUUGCAGUCGGUGAUUGGCAGGAGGAGGAGAGUCUGACGGAGGAGCAGAGGAAUGUUGGCAGCCAUUUAGUCUGAGCUCAACAACGGAGGAAACAUGGAUUCUUCACAGAAAAAAUGUAAACACAACGAUGGAGUGGGAUGUUGGACCUCUGAGGAGGAUAAGGAUGGUUCAGCAACAACAGCAAAAAGAGAUGAAUCACUCAGUUGUGAGCAAUGUGGCAAGACUUUUAUCACAGCAACAAAGCUAAGAAUUCACAAACGUAUUCACACUGUGGAGAAACCAUUCGGCUGUGAUCAGUGUGGAAAGGCUUUUACUCACAAGAGUGAUCUAGCAAAACAUCAACUUAUUCACAGUGGAGUUAAACCAUUCAGCUGUGAUCAGUGUGGAAAGGCUUUUACUACCAAGAGUCACUUAAAAAGACAUCAACUCAUUCACAGUGGCGUUAAACCAUUCAGCUGUGAUCAGUGUGGAAAGGCUUUUACUGACAAGAGUGCGUUAAGAAGUCAUCAACUCAUUCACAGUGGAGUUAAACCAUUCGGCUGUGAUCAGUGUGGAAAGGCUUUUACUCGGCAGAGUAGUCUCGCAAAACAUCAACUCAUUCACAGUGGAGUGAAAUUGUUCGGUUGUGAUCAGUGUGGAAAGGCUUUUACUCAGAAGGGUAAUCUAGCAAGUCAUCAACUCAUUCACAGUGGAGUUAAACCAUUCAGCUGUGAUCAGUGUGGAAAGGCUUUUACUAACAAGGGUAAUCUAACAAGUCAUCAAUUCCUUCACAAUGGAGUGAAAUUGUUUGGCUGUGAUCACUGUGGAAAGGCUUUUUCUCUGAAGAGUACGUUGAGACAUCAUCAAAUCAUGCACAGUAGAUUUAAACCAUUCAGCUGUGAUCAGUGUGGAAAGGCUUUUACUGACAAGAGUGCGUUAAGAAGUCAUCAGCUCAUUCACAGUGGCGUUAAACCAUUCAGCUGUGAUCAGUGUGGAAAGGCUUUUACUCAGAAGGGUAAUCUAGCAAGUCAUCAACUCAUUCACGGUGAAGUUAAACCAUUCAGCUGUGAUCAAUGUGGAAAGGCUUUUACUCAUAAGAGUCACUUAAAAAGUCAUCAGCUCAUUCACAGUAGAGUUAAACCAUUCAGCUGUGAUCAGUGUGUGAAAACCUUUACUCAACAUGAACAGUUGUUGAUCCAUCAAUGCCUCCGUUCUGGUAAAAAGCGGUACCACUGUGACUCCUGUGAAAAAACUUUCAACGACCAACAGAGCUUAAAAUGUCACCAACGCAUCCACACUGGACAUGAUGUGUACGUAUGUGAUCACUGUGGUGAACCAUUUGUACGGUACUCAGAGUUAAAAGCUCAUGAAGUGACCCACACUGGGGUUAAACCAUACCUUUGUGACCAGUGUGGGAAACGCUACAGCUCCACUGCAUACCUCAAAGUUCACCAACGUGUCCACACUGGGGAGACACCAUACAGAUGUGACGAGUGUAAGAAGACUUUUACAACUUUGGGUUCCCUGAAACAACACCAGCAGAUCCACACCAGAAAGAAAGCAUUCAAUCAGUGUCACAGUGAGCAGAACGGAACAGAUGGACAAAACUCUCAGACUUGUCAGCACUCUGCCAAUGGUGAACACUGCUGCCUUGACCAGUCUGGACCAACGUCCAACCAACAAGGAACCCUACAAUGACACCAGUGUAUGCACAUUGGACACAGACUGAACCCCUGCCAAGAAGAUUUCUCCAUGCAGAGUUCAAUAAAAGUUCAUGAAGUCCUUCGCAAACUUAAAGUCCUUGAGAUCCGGCUUCACAGAAUUCAGGUCUAAUGUCUUGUUUAGUGUCUUCGUUGCUUUGUUGCCAAAUCCAUUAAGAGGAAAGCUGUCGUUAACAGACGUGACUGGUAAAUUAAUGAAACCAUUCAAAGUGGUUACUCAGUUAAAUUAAUUAUCAGUGGUCGAGGGAUAGACGUCUGAAAGGAGGCAGUGAGCAGCAGGGCGAAUUUCCUCGAU